UUUUUUUAGUGAGAAUGUGAUAUCCUUAAAAUCACUCCUUUUUCUUCAAAUUCAAACUAUGCUUUCUCCGUUUCUCAAGAAAAAAACUAUGCUUUCUCCAACCCCACUCUCUCUUUUGUUUGCUUUGCUGCUCUGCUUACCCUUAGCCAUACUAUUCACCAUCCCCAGGACCACCACCACCACCACCACCAACGCCAUCGCCAGCUACCUUCAAAACCCAGUUGAUGUUUUUAUUAGAAAAUCCGAUUCCACCAAGACCCACAAAAAGCUCAAAAUCAAAAACGUCAAUUCACUUCCACCACCACCGCCACCAGAAGAUGACGAAUCACUUCUCCGAGUUGCCGCCCGAGUCAAUCCCAGGCCCAUUCAUCCGAAGAAAAUGGCAUUCAUGUUUCUCACUACCUCGCCUCUUCACUUUGCUCCACUCUGGGAACUUUACUUCAACCAAACUCCUAAACAACUCUUUAAUAUUUAUAUACAUGGGGACCCGAGUUUUAACUAUCAACCGCCGUUUUCAGGUGUAUUCGCUCACCGAGUUAUCCACUCCAAACUGACUCAGCGCUUCACCCCUACUCUCACCUCGGCGGCGCGUCGUUUGCUUGCACAUGCGCUCCUCGACGAUCCUUCUAAUUCCAUGUUCGCCCUUCUCUCCGCAUCUUGCAUACCGUUACACUCUUUCAAUUUCACGUACGAGAUCUUAACUCGCUCAAAGAGGAGCUUCAUCGAGAUACUAAAAGAAGAGAUUUUCACAUAUGACAGAUGGUCGGCGCGUGGCGAGGAAGCGAUGCUCCCGGAGGUGAAGCUAGAAGAUUUUCGGAUAGGGUCGCAGUUUUGGGUACUGACACGUAAGCAUGCGAGGUUGGUUGUGGGUGACCAGAGGAUUUGGGCAAAAUUCAAUCGAACGUGCGUGAGGAUGGACACGUGUUAUCCAGAGGAAAAUUACUUUCCUACCCUUAUCAACAUGAGGGACCCAUUAGGAGCCACGUCGGCAACGUUGACUCACGUGGACUGGAGGGGUUGCCUCGAAGGUCACCCUCGGAUGUACGAGGCGAGUGAGGUGGGACCAGAUUUGAUCAGGGAGUUGAGAAACAGCAGGCCUAGAUACGGCUACGAUGGAAUCAACGGCACAGAUUUGGUUGUGAACCGACGAAAGGACCCAUUCUUGUUCGCUAGAAAAUUCUCUCCGGAGUCACUACAACCGUUGAUGAGUAUAGCGAAGGAAGCGAUCUUAAAAGAAUAGGAAUGACAUGAUGAAUGGCAUUGUCGUAAAUUAGAAAGGUUUCUAGGGGCAAAUGUAUAGAAGAUGGAAACUGUAAGAAAAGAUAAAUCAAGCGUUGUGUUGUUAUUUUUUAA
Molecule: messenger RNA, 1353 nt
Organism: Hevea brasiliensis (rubber tree)
Lineage: Eukaryota; Viridiplantae; Streptophyta; Magnoliopsida; Malpighiales; Euphorbiaceae
Product: glycosyltransferase BC10
Exons: 1
Coding region: 59-1240 (393 amino acids)
Cellular component (GO): membrane
Molecular function (GO): glycosyltransferase activity
Source: RefSeq, a predicted model, not a curated record